Molecule: messenger RNA, 558 nt
Organism: Closterium sp. Yama58-4
Lineage: Eukaryota; Viridiplantae; Streptophyta; Zygnematophyceae; Desmidiales; Closteriaceae
Source: the annotation of a GenBank genome assembly
AUGGUAUGGCAUGUCAUGGUAUGGCAUGUCAUGGUGUGGCAGAUUGUAUGGCAUGUCAUGGUAUCGCAUGUCAUGGUGUUGCAUGCCAUGGCAUGGUGUGGCAUGCCAUGGUGUGGCAUGUCAUGGUGUGGCAUGCCAUGGUGUGGCAUGUCAUGGUGUGGCAUGUCAUGGUGUGGCAUGUCAUGGUGUGGCAUGGCAUGGUGUGGCAUGGCAUGGUGUGGCAUGGCAUGGUGUGGCAUGUCGUGGUGUGGCAAGCCAUGGUGUGGCAUGUCAUGGUGUGGCAUGUCAUGGUGUGGCAUGGCAUGGUGUGGCAUGGCAUGGUGUGGCAUGGGCAUCAUGCCAUCUGCCUGCAGGUUGGCAGCAGAUGGAGGGAAGUGGAGCACGAUGGAAGGCAAGGAGGGCAGUGAGGGAGGGAAGAGGAGUGAAGGGGUGGAGGAGUGGAGGUGUGUGGCAUGUUGCAAGCAUGCCUGGCUUACCUGCCAUGCCCUUCCGCUGCACUGCAUGUCAAGAGAAUAUAAAGCCGUAGUGGGUACGAUUCUGUCAAGUAUACUUGUCUAA